GGUAAUGGGGAGGACCUCAGCAGCGGCAGUUCCCACUCCGCUCUUCACAUGACGUUGGAUGAGCUGCGGCAAGUCAACCGCUACGCAGAGAGUACCAAGAGCCUUUCCUACCUGCCACAGGUACACGAGAGACAGACAGAACGAAUGCGCACAAGAAGCGAGUGGUUCCUGUCACACUCCCCACAUGGAACUCCUCUCACACCAGUGGAUGUAGAGUGUCAGCCUCAUGCAGUUUAUAUUCUCCGAUCUGGCUCAAUCAAUCGGCCUCCCUCAGGUGGAGGCAGCAGUGAAAACGUGGGAAGCUCAGUGAGACGGACCUCAAGCAAGGACAAGGAUAGGAAAUUGGUCCGACGAUCCUCGAGCAAAAAGGACAAGGAAAACGGUCAGAAAGGUUCAAGGGGAAGGUCGUCAAGCGCAGACGUGAAGACCCCUCCGCACGCGGGAGACUAUAUGUCGAGCCCACGCAGGAGAGCAACUCCGCCUGUACCUGACCCUUCCCCUUCCCUCACAGACCAUGACUGCACAGAGACUGAUGUCCAGAGAGUGCAUGUCUCCCUCACAUAUAAGCCGAGGAUAUGAGGCCAAGAAAAGGACGGGGUGGAAAAGGGGCUCAUCAUUCAAGUAAGGUGUCACCAUCCACCAGAUCGUCUUGAUUGCGAAAGCCAAGGGGAAGUCAUUGAUGGAGAGGUGGUGGAUAAUGGUUUUCACUUGCUUGACACAUCCAUAGGCACUGCCAUGAUAUCAUCACCUUCUGGAGAGGAAGUGGAGGCAUCUGCUGCUUUUUGUCAUCUGUACCACUGGUUGACUCAGGAUAAGGGGGCAGCUGUUGAAACUAUCUUCAUGUGAAUCCAAGACUUAUGAAUGUACUCAGUUGUAUGUGCAAGCAGUGAAUAAUUAAAAAUUAUAUUCAACCAAGGAUCAAAA
Molecule: messenger RNA, 924 nt
Organism: Penaeus vannamei (Pacific white shrimp)
Lineage: Eukaryota; Metazoa; Arthropoda; Malacostraca; Decapoda; Penaeidae
Source: RefSeq, a predicted model, not a curated record